GGCACUAUUGUUGAGUUAGAGGGAUAGAAUCAUCAUAUUGCUUUAGGGGACAGCAGGAUUUAAAAGGAGAUGCCUUACAGCCCUGUUUUACAGAUUGGAAGCAUCGGUUUAAGGGCAUUGGCAGAAUCAUUUCCUUGUUCUUAGCAGCAGCCACUGCUGUGUCAGUAGCGUGUGGAAUGGAAGUCCUAGUUGGUAGUCUGUUAUGGAAACGCUGUUUACUGUUAUUGUAGUACCGUGGUGACAACAUGCCAUUGAAAUGGAAAACGAGCUCUCCUGCUAUCUGGAAAUUCCCAGUUCCUGUGCUUAAAACAUCCAGGUCAUCGCCACUUUCUCCAGCAUACAUAUCUCUGGUGGAAGAGGAGGAUCCUCAUAUGAAAGUAUCUCUUGGCAGCAGCGAUAUGGGCGUCUCUGCCCACCUACAGUCUUCGAAGACAGGAACCACAAGAUUUUUCACCAGCAAUACUCACAGUUCUGUGGUAUUACAGGGUUUUGACCAACUGCGUGUGGAAGGUUUGCUCUGUGAUGUGACACUUGUUCCUGGAGAUGGUGAUGAGGUCUUUCCUGUCCACAGAGCAAUGAUGGCUUCUGCAAGUGAUUACUUCAAGGCCAUGUUCACAGGAGGAAUGAAGGAACAAGAUUUAAUGUGCAUUAAGCUUCACGGUGUGAACAAAAUAGGCCUAAAGAAGAUAAUUGAUUUCAUCUAUACUGCAAAACUUUCCCUUAACAUGGACAAUCUUCAGGACACUCUGGAAGCUGCCAGUUUUUUGCAGAUUUUGCCUGUUUUGGACUUCUGUAAAGUAUUUCUUAUCUCUGGGGUUUCAUUGGAAAACUGUGUUGAGGUUGGGCGAAUUGCCAACACAUACAAUCUCACAGAAGUGGAUAAAUAUGUUAAUAAUUUCAUCUUGAAGAACUUCCCUGCAUUAUUAAGUACUGGUGAAUUUGUGAAACUCCCCUUUGAACGUCUUGCCUUCGUGCUUUCAAGUAAUAGCCUUAAGCACUGCACUGAACUUGAACUCUUCAAGGCAGCAUGUCGCUGGCUGCGCUACGAGGAACCUCGCAUGGAGUACGCUGCAAAGCUCAUGAAGAACAUCAGGUUUCCCCUGAUGACACCCCAGGAUCUUAUUAACUAUGUUCAGACGGUGGACUUCAUGAGAACUGACAACACCUGUGUCAACUUGCUUCUGGAAGCCAGCAAUUACCAAAUGAUGCCGUACAUGCAGCCGGUGAUGCAGUCGGAGCGGACAGCCAUCCGCUCGGACAGCACGCACCUGGUGACCCUGGGGGGAGUGCUCAGGCAGCAGCUGGUGGUCAGCAAGGAGUUACGGAUGUAUGACGAGAAGGCCCACGAGUGGAAAUCCUUGGCUCCCAUGGAUGCGCCGAGGUACCAGCACGGCAUCGCCGUCAUCGGGAACUUCCUGUACGUGGUGGGGGGCCAGAGCAAUUACGACACGAAGGGAAAGACAGCGGUUGACACGGUCUUCAGGUUUGAUCCUCGCUACAACAAGUGGAUGCAGGUGGCAUCUUUAAACGAGAAACGGACCUUCUUCCACCUAAGUGCCCUCAAAGGACAUUUGUAUGCAGUUGGAGGUCGGAAUGCAGCGGGUGAACUAGCCACUGUGGAAUGUUACAACCCCAGAAUGAAUGAGUGGAGCUACGUGGCAAAAAUGAAUGAACCCCACUAUGGUCACGCUGGAACCGUGUAUGGGGGGUUAAUGUAUAUUUCAGGGGGAAUUACCCAUGACACUUUCCAGAAGGAACUCAUGUGUUUUGACCCUGACACAGACAAAUGGACUCAGAAAGCUCCGAUGACGACAGUCAGAGGUCUGCAUUGCAUGUGUACUGUAGGAGACAAGCUGUAUGUUAUUGGUGGAAAUCACUUUAGAGGAACAAGUGAUUAUGAUGAUGUUCUAAGCUGUGAAUAUUACUCACCAACUCUAGACCAGUGGACUCCAAUUGCCGCCAUGUUACGUGGGCAAAGUGAUGUUGGGGUUGCUGUCUUUGAAAAUAAAAUCUAUGUUGUUGGAGGAUAUUCUUGGAAUAACCGGUGUAUGGUGGAAAUAGUUCAGAAAUAUGAUCCAGAAAAAGAUGAGUGGCAUAAAGUAUUUGACCUUCCAGAAUCCCUUGGUGGCAUUCGAGCCUGCACUCUCACUGUUUUCCCUCCGGAGGACAAUACAGGGUCACCGUCUAGAGAGUCUCCUCUUUCAGCACCUUAGAACCAUCCCUUGAUUCACGAUGUCGUAGUAACACCUCUGCACUGCAUCAUGGGGUCUAUUAUUUUUCUUCAGUAGUUUCUGUUAGGUUUAGCCUGCAGCAUUUCAUACAAUUACUGGGGGGGAAAAGAAAAAAAAAAAAAAAAAAAAAAAAAAAAAGAAAAGAAAAAAAAAAGAAGAAAAAAGAAAAAAGACUUUGACAUUAUUUGUGCUGUUUGUUUGGCCUAGAAUGUCUCUCAAGUGGUUAACAAUAAAAGAUGUACUCGCCCGAGCCAAAUGUGUAACAAAUGAGAGAGUAUUGUCUAUAAAAUGUAUGAACUAGGUACAUUAUUAAUGUUGUAUGUUGGGUGUGAGGUACCUUAUAGCUUACAUUUGGGAGCCCAGUGAGUCAAAAUUGUACUGAACAUGUCACUAAAUUUCAUGUUGAAAUCCUUCUUCCUUUCAUUUUUGACUGCAGAUUACAAGGGUAGGUAGACCACAUCAAUGUGAAAUGUCUGAAGGCUGCCAAGGGGCCUGAGCUACCUCCCUCUUUACACAGAGUAUUUUUGACAUAUCUGUUUACCCACCUGACUUUGUGGGUGCUUUCAGAGCAUAUGAAGUGUCUUAGGCAGAGGGGAUAUAUAAAAAAAUUUUAAAAUAUUAUCACUGUAUAGGAGCAGACCUUGUAGAGGCUGGGAGUUUUUUAUAACAUAUAUCGAGUGUUUUUCCUGAGUCAGUUGAAUGAUGCUUCAAACAAAACAUCCUAAACAUGUUUGUGGUUUUUAAUUUGUUGGUUGUUUUUUUUUUUUUUUUAGGAAUUGGCUUCCGCUUGCAUGGGAGCGCACACUAUUAGCAAACGGGAACUCAGUGCAGUUGUGUAUUCUCUUGUAUGGCUGUACUGAAUAUGGGUAGUUAAGGGCUAGAAACAGUAACUUAAGCCACUGAAUUUGACCAAAUGGUUCCAUCCAGUCAAAUUUAAUCUACCUUUUCUCCUUUGCUGUUGAGAUAACUUGCAUAAUGUGUCCUCUGUAUAGUCUCAGUUAAUAAGGUUAUUUAGCACAAAGUGCAGCUUCAGUGAGAGAGCUGCUUUUGCUCAGUGAACCUGGACUACCACAUUUUACCUUCUUUUGUUCAAUAAAACUUUUAACUGCA
This is a messenger RNA of Hirundo rustica (Barn swallow), 3341 nucleotides long. It is a transcript of the gene KLHL13, whose product is annotated as kelch like family member 13. Gene Ontology annotation, cellular component: Cul3-RING ubiquitin ligase complex. The record is from RefSeq and is a predicted model, not a curated record. NCBI's taxonomy places the organism in Eukaryota, Metazoa, Chordata, Aves, Passeriformes, Hirundinidae. The transcript has 7 exons. Bases 246 to 2213 code for a protein of 655 amino acids. Gene Ontology annotation, molecular function: ubiquitin-protein transferase activity; cullin family protein binding. Gene Ontology annotation, biological process: regulation of cytokinesis; protein ubiquitination.